AUGGCACCCAGCCCGAAUGGCAUGAUGUUGAAGCCCCACUUCCAUAAGGACUGGCAUGGCAUGGCCUCAUGGUUCAACCAGCCAGCGGGGAAGAUCUGCAGACUCAAGGUCGGGAAGCCAAAGCAAGGCCCAGAGCCUCCAUGUCCGGACCCAUCCAGCCCAUCCCAUGGUGCCCCCACAGUGAGGUAUCACACCAAAGUGCAAGUUGGCAGGGGCUUCAGCACGGAAGGGCUAUGGGUGGCUGGCCUACACAAGAAGGUGGCAUGGACCAUUGGAAUCUCAGUGAGUCCAAGAAGGUGGAACAUGUCCACAGAGUCCCUGCAGGCCAAUGUGAAGUGGCUGAAGGAGUAUGGCUCCAAGCUCAUCCUCUUCCCCAAGAAGCCAUCAGCCCCUAAGGAGGGAGAUGGCUCUGCUGAAGAACUCAAAUUGGCUACCCAGUUGACAGGACCAGUCAUGCCCAUGUGGAAUGUCUGUAAGAAGGAGAAAGCCAGAGUCAUUAGAGAGGAGAACUUCAAGGCAUUCGCUGGUCUUCACGUGGUCCAUGCCCAUGCCUGGCUCUUUGGCAUCUGGGCAAAAAGAGCCAAGGAAGCUGCAGAACAGGAUGUUGAGAAGAAAAAAAUAAAGUAUCACUGGCAACUUGUGAUUAUGCAAAGGCCUCAGUGGACCUGGGAGAACAACCACAUUUGCUGGUGCUGGAACGAGGUUGUUGGGGGUGAAGCCUGGCACCAGCCACAGUCUCUGGGCCUCGGCAGCAGCACGGUCUCUCCAACAUUCCUGGUUGCGGCCGACACCCGGCCGCUGCUCAGUGAGACCAUUUGCAGCGGGGUGGAGCAGGUCAAAGCCGCAGUCCCUCGGGAAACACGGCCACAUCUGAGAUAA
This is a messenger RNA of Panthera uncia (snow leopard), 879 nucleotides long. RefSeq names its product 60S ribosomal protein L13-like. The record is from RefSeq and is a predicted model, not a curated record. Gene Ontology annotation, cellular component: ribosome; cytosolic large ribosomal subunit. NCBI's taxonomy places the organism in Eukaryota, Metazoa, Chordata, Mammalia, Carnivora, Felidae. Gene Ontology annotation, molecular function: structural constituent of ribosome; RNA binding. Gene Ontology annotation, biological process: translation.